Molecule: messenger RNA, 2214 nt
Organism: Bombus pyrosoma
Lineage: Eukaryota; Metazoa; Arthropoda; Insecta; Hymenoptera; Apidae
Gene: cass
Product: apoptosis inhibitor 5
Exons: 9
Coding region: 139-1746 (535 amino acids)
Biological process (GO): negative regulation of apoptotic process
Cellular component (GO): nucleus
Molecular function (GO): RNA binding
Source: RefSeq, a predicted model, not a curated record
GUGUACCUGCGUAUGUAUGUGUAUGUAUGGAAUCGCUGCCAUCUUUGUCAUUUCUUGGCGUGGUGCAUUGGCGUGUAUGACCGGCUAGAUCACUGAUUUUUAAAUAUAUAAUCGUAUUUAUGUGUUUUGUGUCUAUAGAUGUGGAAAUUCGAUAAUAAGUUUAUCAUGAGUAUGGACAGUAUCGAAAAAUUGUACAAAAAUUUUGGCAUUUUGGCUGAUGCCAAAGAUAAAUUGGCUGAGCAUGAGAAAGAGUAUUUAGAAAUUCUAACAGCAGUGAAAGGAUCACCGAAAGAAAAACGAUUAGCAUCGCAAUUCAUUGCAAGGUUUUUUAAAUAUUUUCCAAAAUUAGCUGAUCAGGCUAUAGAUGCUCAUUUGGAUCUAUGUGAAGAUGAAGAUAUGGCUAUAAGAAAACAAGCAAUUAAAGAUUUACCUGCAUUAUGUAAGGAUAAUAAAGAACAUACAGCUAGAAUUGCAGAUAUUUUAGCUCAAUUACUUCAAGCUCAAGAUCCAUCUGAAUUAGCUGUUGUUCAUAAUAGUGUUAUGUCCCUUAUGAAAACUGAUCCAAGAGGAACAAUAAGUGGAUUUUUUAGUCAAAUCAUCAAUGGGGAUGAUGGAACACGGGAACGUUGCAUUAAGUUUCUAGCAACAAAAUUAAAAGCAAUAGGUCAUGACAUUAUUACUAAAGAACCAGAAGAUCUUUUAAUUUCGGAAUGCAAGAAAGUGUUACAGGAUGUUACUGCUGAUGAAUUUCAUAGCAUUAUGGAAGUACUUGCAUGGACUAGAUUAGGUUCAACAAUUAGUGGACAACAAGAAUUAGUAGAUAUUACAGUUGAACAAGCUGAAUUGUCUGAACCAUUCAAGCAUACUAAUGUUGAACAAUGGAACAGACUUGUACAAUGUAUUAAACAUGCACUUCCAUUCUUUAGUUCUCAAAUAGAUUCAUCACGAUUCGUUUCUUAUAUUUGUGUACAAGUUUUACCACACCUUUCUUUAAUUACUUCACCCAAUGGAAGAGAUGUACAAUUGGAAUUAUUAAAGCUUCUUGCUGAAUUAGCUGUAUUUUGUGGAACAAUUGAUAAACCAGAAGAAAAAGUACAGCAACUUUAUAAUACUCUUAUUACAUAUAUGCCACUACCUCCAGUCACAGAAAUAACUGAAGUACCAAAAUUACAAUUCAGUCAUGUUGAGUGCCUUAUGUAUACUUUUCAUAAACUGUGUAAACAAACUCCGGAAUUUUUAAUGAAAGAUCCAGAACAGCUUAAGGAAUUUAGAUUAAGAUUACAGUAUUUUGCACGUGGCAUUCAAGGUUAUAUAAAAAAAUUACGGGAGGCAAUUAGCGGCAAAUCGGAAGAAGAGUUGAAGUCAGAGGAAAAUCAAUUAAAAGUUGUUGCUUUAAAAACGACAAAUAAUAUUAAUAGUUUAAUCAAAGAUCUGUUUCAUUCGCCACCUAGUUUUAAAAGUAUUAUACAUCUUUCAUGGAAAACAACAGCUAAUGAUAAGAAGAAUGAAAAGCAUUCGUCUGCUCAAAAAAGACAUACGCCCAUUACAUUUGGAAAUGACAGUAAUUCAAAUAAACGAAGUAAAGAAGAUAAAAGUAAAAGAGAAUUGUAUACUCCACCUAGUGGAAAAUACAGUUCAAACAUAUCAUCAAAUUAUGGUCGAGGUAGAUUUAGAGGAAAUAGGUCAGGUGGUCGAGGUGGUUAUAGACCAAGAGGUCGUGGAACAUGGAGAAAAAAUUUUUAUUAAUUAUUUAAUUACUGGAAUUGUUGAAAAAUGAAAUAGUAAAAGCUCCAAUAAUAUAAAAGACUAAACCAGUUCUGUAAAAUGUACAUAUUAAGAUGAAGGACUUAAAAGUGAUUAUUUACCGAAAGUGAAUUUAAGAGAAGUGACAAAGGGAGAAAUACAAUUUUUUAUCCUAUAAAUCUUAGUGUAAAAAAAGUGUUUUUUUUUGUGAAAGCUUUAAGUACAUAUACAAGUUUCAAAUACAAAAUUGUAAGAAUUGAUUGUUUACUAAACAUAGUGAUAAUGCCAAUAAUGAAAUAUUGACAUUUAAAGAAGAGAAGAGAACAUCGCUGUGUAAUGCUGUAUUAAUGGUGUUAUGAGAACCUUUUUUUAUAUUCAUUGUUAAAUAACUGGAAAAUACAAUUUGAAGAAACCUGAGUUUACAAAAGUGAACAACUAUGGAGAAAGAAGUGAAGAAAAUGAUAUCAUGAA